This is a messenger RNA of Cottoperca gobio, 944 nucleotides long. RefSeq names its product mitochondrial ribosomal protein S24 (gene mrps24). The record is from RefSeq and is a predicted model, not a curated record. Gene Ontology annotation, biological process: translation. Gene Ontology annotation, cellular component: mitochondrion. The transcript has 4 exons. The coding region runs from base 232 to 750 and encodes 172 amino acids. NCBI's taxonomy places the organism in Eukaryota, Metazoa, Chordata, Actinopteri, Perciformes, Bovichtidae.
CACCUCAACAGUCAUCCGGUAGACACAGAUGCCCGACUAUUGGAUAAACAGUUCCAGUGUACAGGCAUAGCUUACCGGAGAAAUAGCAACUUUCAGCCAUUUAACACGAGUUAUACUCAUUUUUAUGUUGCUGUUUUAAUUAAAUGUUUAAACUUUAACAGGAUAUAAACAGAAAAUAGAAAAUAGUGUUAGCUCUCUGCACUCCCAACAUUUUAAUAUUAAAAAAAAAACAUGGCGGCGGCGUCCUUGAGUAGCACACAGAGCGUGAGGCUGCUGAGCGCUUUAGCCAGGUCCGGCUCAUUAUGCAGCUCCUCUGGAAGCAGAGCCCUUCACGUCACUGCAGUGUGCAGCAAGAAUUUUGCAGCUCGUGUCCGAGUUGGAAAAGGAGACAAACCUGUGAACUAUGAGAAAGCACAUGCACCUCAUUUCAUCGGCCACCGCAAAGGAUGGCUGUCGCAGCACACCAGUAACCUGAAAGGAGAGGAGGGCGCAGCUGAACGGACCGUAGAGGACGUGUUCAUAAGGCGUUUCAUGUUCGGGACCUUCCACGGCUGCCUUGUCAAUGAGAUUGUGAUUAAAAGGCGCGGCAACAUACUGAUAGUGUGCGCUAUAAUGGUACAGAAAUUAAAUCCACUGAAGUUUUACUUCUUAAUAGGCUAUUCAGAGUCACUACUGUCACACUUGUACAAAUGCCCCGUCAAGUUAGAGGUUCAGACCCUGCAGGAUAGCGUUGUGUACAAGUACCUCUGAUGGAUGUGUACUGCUAAUACUGAAUGUUCUUCUAGAGGUAUUACACAUUUAUACAAGGCAGGGAUUCUUGUAUAAAAUGGCAACUUUCUUCCCAUCUCCAUCUUGUUUUCAAUUUCUCUCAAAUGGAUUUAUCUUUUCAAUUUUCAGUUUCAGUGAUUUUGUGAAAAAACUCAGAAUUAAAGAAAAUACAAUCA